Sporisorium graminicola is the source of this 2046-nucleotide messenger RNA. RefSeq lists its product as uncharacterized. Bases 1 to 2046 code for a protein of 681 amino acids. NCBI's taxonomy places the organism in Eukaryota, Fungi, Basidiomycota, Ustilaginomycetes, Ustilaginales, Ustilaginaceae. The transcript has a single exon. The record is from RefSeq and is a predicted model, not a curated record. Gene Ontology annotation, molecular function: heat shock protein binding.
AUGUCCAACUACACACAUGAGCCCGCCUCGCCACGCUCCCUGGGCUUCAGCGAGUCGAGCUUCUCCAGUCCGCGUUCCAUGUACACUGGCUCCGUCCGUACUGCUUCCACUCACAGCUCCAACUCGGACGAGGAACCAGCAGUUCUUCGCGUCGUCGCUCCCCGCGCCAAGCGCCCCUUUUCGGGACCUCGUAACGUCCCACAAGAACCCACUGCUCUCGGCUUCACGAAUGUCGACUACCUCCAAGAUGUGCUCAAGUUCGACUCUUUCAAUCAUCCUGGCGGCAGCGAUGCUUCUCUCGAGGACCUUCUCAUCCUCUACCAGAGCAACCUCGCCGUCUCUGCCCAGAGACCCCUGCACCCCUCGGCCCGUGCUGCCAAGGUCGACUCAAUUGGCGAGCAGGACGAGCUCGAGCUCAUCGACGAACAUCCACGAUACACUCGCGAGCAGAAGGGCAAGUCAGUCGAGUUGAGCGACUCGGACCAGAGUUUUUCUUCCUCACCACCUGCUUCAUCUACCCAGAGCAGCCUAUUCGGCGAAGCCCCAGCCUUCCCCUCGUCGGGUCUCUCGCGCGAAGACAUUGUUUUCCGCAUCGCCCACCCCAACCAGGAACCUCCUUCUUGCCACGCUGCUCAGUCCGCUCUCGCUAAAUCCUUUCCUUCCCUUGUCGAACCUCCCGCUCGGAUGUUUGGCGAAAACGGCGCACCACUUCCCCCUACCAAGAAGGAAGAGAUUUCUCCUGCUGAACGUGCUGCUCGCCAGGAAGCGCUCAAGAUCGAGCUCAAGGGCAGCAAGACUCACUCGCUCGUCAAGGCCAUCGUCGUCCUCGAAAGUCGCACUGCCCUCUGGAAGAGGAUUGCCAGCAUCGACAAGUCUUCCACUAACUCGACUACCUUGCCCCUGCUCCCCGAGUUGCCCAACCCUUGGGACAUCGAGAUCACCCACGAGGGACUCGACAUCAGCACCAUCAAGUCCAAGACGCGCAAGAUCUUUGAGCUGCCGCGCUCCAAGACGUUCGGCGCCUGUCGCAAGUGCUCUGGCUCGGGCAGCGAGACCUGCCGCACCUGCCGCGGUGACGCUGGCAACGAGUGCUUCUGGUGCUCCGGCUCUGGCAUGCAGAAGGGUCGCCGCCGGUGUGGCCGCUGCCAGGGUCAGGGCAAGCUGAGCUGCAUGGCUUGCCACGGUGACAAGGCGUCCACGUGCCGCUCGUGCGAGGGUGCGGGCUGCGGCGAGUACUCGGCUUUUGUCGAGGUCAAGAUGCGCCGCAUCGAGGUUCCUGCCGUUUCGGUCGCUGACCUUCUCGGAUCUUCGCGCGCCUAUGCUGCCAACGCCAGGCCCGAGGUGGUCAAAGCUGCCGCGAUCGACAUGCUGUGGGAGCUCGUCAAGAUGCUGGCUGCCAAGGCCAGCGUCAGAGCCAAGCGUCCGUAUUUGCCUGUCUCGGCUGUGUGCACAUGGGAGAAGACCAUCUCGUACCUCGCCCAGGUUACUGCGAUCCAAAACGCCAAGUUCAAGGCUGGCUCCAAGCAGCCAUUCCGACCCGAGGGCCUCCACCGCCGUGUACCCACCAAGACGCGCUACUUUUCGCUCCCCACCGAUCCUUCGCUGCCAUACGCUGAGCUCACGCUCGACCAAUUUGUCAAGCAGAACGUCCCCGAGAAGGACGUCGUCCAGGUCGGCCAUGCUACCGGCGUGCACAACGUCUCACAUCGUCUGUCGGUCAUGCUUCUGGGUGAGGUCUCUGCGCCCUCUACUCCACAGCUCUCGUCGGGCGGCUCGUCGCCCAAGAUCUCGAGCGACUAUUCUGACCAGGUUACCAGUGCUUCCGAUGCUGUCAUCUCAAACUCAGUCCCAGUGACACCUCGUGGCGGUUCUCCUACUGGAUCGCUCCUGAUGCGACCUAGAAGCGCACGGCCCAUGAGCCCGAUGCGCGCUCCUCCAGCUCAGUUCAACUCGGACGAGCUUAGAGUCAAGAUGCUUCGUCACUCUUCCAGACUUUCGCGCACCAACUUUAGCCGCCCGCUCACUGCGCCUGGUAUCCCAAUCUAG